This is a messenger RNA of Symbiodinium natans, 2285 nucleotides long. NCBI's taxonomy places the organism in Eukaryota, Dinophyceae, Suessiales, Symbiodiniaceae. The record is from the annotation of a GenBank genome assembly.
AUGGCGAUACCCCAGAAGCGCCUUGCUUCCGUCCUUGUGGGGGCAGUCGCAGUGGCAGUGUCUCUUGCCCUGGCUUCCAGCACCUUCAACCCCUUCCAGACCACGCCUGCAGACUGGGAGGUGAACGACCCUGGGGUGUCGUGUGAUGCCCAUGCAGGUGCCAACAUCGAGGUCCUUGUGGCGGGUGUGCCGUUGACCGGCUCAAGCUCGAUGCAGCAUCUCCUCCAGAAGCUCGGCUAUGAGACCAUGCACUGGCAAAGCUACAUGACCCGCUACUUCGAGUUCAUGUCGCAUUUCUACACUGGCGCGAUUGUGGACCCUGAUGUGCAGAAAGUGUUCCAGGACAUUCCUGGCAAGGGCGCGUUGCUGGACCCGGUCGUCCCUGCGCUCUUUGACAGCUUGAGGUGCGCUUACCCCAACGCGAAGGUGAUCCUGACAACGAAGGAGGCAUCAUCUUGGCUCCAAAGCUACGAGUCCUACGUGGCACACACCUGGCUCUACCACUGGACCCGGUCGCCAGUCCUGUUCUUGCUGAGCCACGUGUCCAGAGCCUUACGCUUGGGGAGCAUCCUGCGCUGCUUGUCCCUGCUCCCUCCGCCCUCGGGGCUGGACCUGGACCACCUCCCGGAGCUCUCCGCCGCCUUCCGCAAGAGCGACGAGCUCAUCUUCGGCUCCUGGCAGCCGACACGUUUUCACAUCAAAAAGCGUCAGCUCUAUGAAGAGCACGUGAAAGCCACGGUGCCAGCAGAGCGGCUUCUGAUUUUGGACGACAGCGCGGGGGAUGCCCUGGGCAAGCUUGCUCACUUCUUGAACGUGUCAGCCUCCAGCGCUGGGCGAGAGCACUUCAACGCAGUCUCUUCGAGCAGCCCACCCAUUCAAGCAGAAGUCCUCCGCGGCAACGUGCUGAUGAUGGUGGCCGCGGCAGGGAGCCUCUUGCUUUUGAUGUUGGCGGCCCUGCUCUUUCUGAGCCCAGAUCUAUGGCUAGCUCUUGAUUCCUGGGCGCGGCUGGUUGCAAGCUAUGGAGGAGUGCGCCAGGUUUACAUUGACCGCUGUAGUCAGGGGCACUUUGAGUAUGGUUGCCCGGCGAGCAGCUUCUCCGCUCUGCAUGAGCACACCGGGUUCUUGGAGUUGCUCGGUCUUCGGACUCAUCCGGGCAAGUCGUCUGUGGAGUUUCUGUCCGACUUCUCGGUGAUCCCGUCCUAUCUCCCCAUCGACCAGGCUGCGGCGGCCUGUCUGGGGGCGGUUGGCUUGGCUGUGGCAGACUUUGUGGAGAUGCGUGGGGGCUCGGCACAGACAGUCCGCGUUCGCCAGAGCGAUGCGGGCGCCGUCACAGCUGGCUACCUCCACCUCAGAGUUAGCCCGGACAAGAACUACAAAGGCUGCGAGGGAUUCCGUGCCACGAUCGAGGCAGAGUCGCGCGUGAACCCUGUGCGGCGGCCCUACCCAUGCAGGGACGGCGGCUUCGUCUUCGUGCAUGGGGGCCUGCCAAAGCUGAAGCAAGGCAUCCUGGACUUCUUCGGCUGUGACUGCGACGUGGAGAGCAUCCAAACCAAGACCCAGCAGAAGAACGCGCCUGAACUGGAGAAGGCGAUGCAAGCUGCGGGCUUGGCGGUAACCCAAUGUCGAACACCCCAGGAGUGGCGGCAAACAGAACAGUACAGGCGUACCUCAUCGCUCCCGGUGGUUCUUGUCGAGCCUGUGCCUUCCGGGAACGGCAACCGCGAACCGAGAUGUCUGGAGUCUUCUCCAACCCGGCCGCUCUCUGGCGUGGUUGUUCUGGAUUUCACGCACAUCAUCGCCUCGCCAGUCGUUGGCCGCACUUUGGCGGAGCACGGGGCCUUGGUCAUCAAAGUCGUCUACUCGGAGCGGCCGCGCCGCCCCUGCUUCGAUGAGGAGACCAACCACGGCAAGGUGCCUUUACAUAUCAACCUGCAAGCCAAGGGCGACAGGCAGAGGCUAUGGGAUCUGGUGGCAGCCGCCGACAUCUUCAUCGACGGCUACACGGAAGGCGUCUUGGAAAGGCAGGGAUUCGGCAAGGAUGCCCUGCAGGCAUGCAACCCAAACCUCAUCUACGUCGACGUCACCUGCUAUGGUCAUGUGGGGCCGCUGGCCAGCUGUAAGGGCUUCCAGCAAAAUGCCAACUUUGCAACUGGAGUCGCCGUUGUUGCGGAUGAACAGUUCUUGGCAUACCAGCUCUUGUCUCAAGUAGACUACGCAACUGGCUUCAUGGGCGCCUACGGAGCCAUCUUGGCUUUGUGCCACAGGGCCAGGACGGGGCAAGCCUC